Molecule: messenger RNA, 3843 nt
Organism: Musa acuminata AAA Group (dessert banana)
Lineage: Eukaryota; Viridiplantae; Streptophyta; Magnoliopsida; Zingiberales; Musaceae
Product: subtilisin-like protease SBT2.6
Exons: 11
Coding region: 1086-3569 (827 amino acids)
Biological process (GO): proteolysis
Molecular function (GO): serine-type endopeptidase activity
Source: RefSeq, a predicted model, not a curated record
AUUGCCAACCCUAAGCCUCGUCUUUGAUCUUAAUUUCACCCCCCCGGUUCGAUCGCUCUCCCCUUAAUCGCGAACCCCGGUUGUUCUCGAUCGAUUCUGGUGAGUUGUGGAACUCGGAAUCGAUGGUUGGUGUGCAGCGCAGAGUCGAGGGGAGGAGGCACAACGACUUGUCAUUUUUCGCUCUUUCAGAAAAAUAACAAUGUAUUUUCGUUCAAGUAUCUUUUCCUGCUUCCUAAUCGUUCGCUCAUUUUUUUCGUCCGAUGGCGGAGAUCCGGAUCUGUUUCUUUGACCACUUUUUGAUGGAGUUCGUCAUGUGUUUUCCGCUUCUAAUGAUUUUUUUUUUAUGACGUGUGUAGCAGUCGAGCUCUCAAAUUUUAUCAUCUCUAGUGGAAAUAGAGAGAGAGAAGAAAAAAAAUGAACUUUUUUUAUCUUUGCGUAUAAGGUAAUGCGAUGGAAGGUGAUGCAAAUGACUUCUUACGGGUAGAUAUCGUGGGAAUAUAGUUCGAUUAAAGACUGCUUUCCUUUUCCCUUGUGUAUUUGACUCCAGCUGAUCUCUGUGUUGUAGGAUUCGGUAGUUAUAUUAUCAAGAACUGAUCAGAGUAGAAAUAGUGUUCUAAAACCAUCCCUUUCCAGUAUUAACAGUUGAAAUCAUAAGCAGAAUAGCAUCGGGUUUCAUCUUCUGAAGCCUAUAUACGAUCCUUGUUGUAUGACUUCUCUGUUUGGAAUGGAUUCCUCCCAUGGCCUCGGAAUGCUGCAUCUUAUUGUCUAUUUCCAGACCCUCUAAUGGAAAGAGGUGCACAUGGAACUGGCAAAAAUUGCAUUUUUCGCUACUGCUUUGAAGAUGUAAUGCACAGGCAUUUGAAAAUGGCUUCCCUCUUAAAUUGGUGUUAACAUUCAGCAAGCAGACUCAAGAUUUGUUUAUUUUUUAAUUAGUGAUUUUUUUGUAAAUUUUGUAUAUUUUUUUUGCUUGGAGUAUCAGAUUCCUCACAUCAGUUAAAGCGGCGGUUUAAAUAUCACAGCAGUCAGUUUUUGAUUUGGGGUCUCAGAAAACAAGGUCUAGUUUUAUAGUUUCAGCUGAUAAAUUAAUGAAGAUGGCGAUGCAACCUGUGAGUGCGCUUUUCUUGUUUCUACCACUUCUAGCUUUUGGAAGUGCGGAUAUAUAUAUUGUGACUGUAGAAGGAGAGCCUGUAGUGAGUUACAAUGGUGGUGUUGAUGGAUUUUCAGCAACAGCUGUAGAUUUAGUGGAAAGGAUGGACAUAACCAGUGAGUCUGUUACAUCUUAUGCCCUUCACCUUGAGAAAAGGCAUGAUUCUCUUCUUGAUUCACUCUUUGAAGUUGGGACCUAUAAGAAGUUAUACAGCUAUCAUCAUCUUAUCAAUGGCUUUGCAAUUCACAUGUCUCCUGAACAGGCUGAAGUUCUCAGCAAGGCACCUGGGGUCAAAUAUGUGGAGAAAGACAUGAAAAUAAAGAAAUUAACCACACAUACUCCACAGUUUCUGGGACUACCAACAGAAGUUUGGCCAACAGGUGGUGGCUUUAACAGAGCAGGGGAAGACAUUGUGAUUGGUUUUGUGGAUUCAGGAAUUUAUCCAAAGCAUCCUAGCUUUUCUACACACAACACUGAGCCAUAUGGACCUCUUCCUCGUUACAGAGGAAAAUGCGAAGUUGAUUCAGAAACUAAGAGGGCAUUUUGCAAUGGUAAAAUAAUUGGAGCCCAGCAUUUUGCAAAAGCUGCAAUUGCUGCUGGUGCAUUUAACCCUUUAAUUGAUUUCUCAUCACCUCUGGAUGGCGACGGUCAUGGAAGUCAUACAGCUGCCAUAGCUGCUGGAAACAAUGGGAUUCCUGUUAGAAUGCAUGGACAUGAGUUUGGAAAAGCGAGUGGCAUGGCUCCACGUGCCAGGAUUGCUGUAUACAAGGUGCUCUAUAGGCUCUUUGGGGGAUAUGUUUCUGAUGUUGUUUCUGCCAUUGAGCAGGCUGUCCUUGAUGGUGUUGAUGUUCUUAAUCUUUCAGUAGGACCAAACAGUCCGCCAACAACUACCAAAGCCACAUUUUUAAAUCCUUUUGAUGCUGCACUUCUUUCUGCUGUCAAAGCUGGAGUUUUCGUGGCACAGGCUGCUGGAAAUGGGGGUCCAUUCCCUAAAACCUUGGUGUCUUUCAGUCCAUGGAUUACAACCGUUGCUGCUGCUAUUGAUGAUCGUAGAUACAAGAAUCAUUUGACCCUGGGAAAUGGAAAAAAAUUACCGGGGCUCGGAUUGUCACAAAGUUACUUCCAUUUUCUAACUACAGCAGCUACACAUGGGAAUAAGUCAUUCAACCUGGUCUCUGCAAAUGAUGUGAUGCUAGAUUCAUCUUUGAUGACUUACAACCCAUUAGACUGCCAAAGGCCUGAGCUGUUGAAUAGGAAUAAGGUGGAGGGAAAUAUUCUACUGUGUGGAUUUUCUUUCAAUUUUAUUUCUGGCACUGCAUCAAUCAAAAAGGUGUCUGAAACAGCAAAAAGUCUUGGUGCAGCAGGCUUUAUUGUAGCAGUGGAGAACACCUAUCCAGGCACCAAAUUUGAUCCUGUCCCUGUUGAUACUCCUGGGAUCCUCAUUGCAGAUGUCAGCAAGACGAAGGAACUUAUUGACUAUUACAAUUGUUCAACUAAAAGAGAUUGGGCUGGUCGACCAAUAAGUUUCCAGGCAACAGCCAGCAUUGCUGAUGGUUUGGCACCAAUACUGCAUAAAUCAGCUCCUCAGGUGGCACUAUUCUCUUCACGAGGACCAGAUGUUAAGGAUUUCAGCUUUCAAGAUGCUGAUGUCCUUAAACCUGAUAUAUUAGCUCCAGGCGAUCUAAUUUGGGCAGCUUGGGCACCAAAUGGAACAGAUGAGGCUAAUUACAUAGGAGAAGGCUUUGCUAUGGUUUCUGGAACCAGUAUGGCUGCUCCACACAUUUCUGGAAUUGCAGCCCUCAUAAGGCAAAAGAAUCCUCAGUGGAGCCCAAGUGCUAUCAAGUCAGCCUUGAUGACAACAGCCAGUACUUUGGAUCGGCGUGACAGACCUAUUCUAGCACAGCAAUAUUCUGAAAAUGGGGUCACGACAUUGGUGCAGGCUACACCAUUUGAUUAUGGCAGUGGUGCAGUUGAUCCGAAAGCUGCUCUGGAUCCUGGACUCAUUCUGGAUUCAACUUACGGAGACUACGUCAAGUUCUUGUGUUCAGUGCCAGAUCUGGAUCCUGGCGAAAUUCUGAACAUCACCAGCUCGGCUUGCAACAAGACCAAGGGUCAUCCUUCCGAUCUAAAUACCCCGUCGAUCACCAUCUCCCGUCUUGCAGGGACUCAAAGCGUGAAAAGAACGGUGACUAAUGUAGCUGAUUCAGAAACUUACAUCAUUACUACUAGAAUGUCACCCGAAAUCGCUCUAGAAGCCAGUCCUCCAGCAAUGACUGUGCUGUCAGGAGCAUCCCAUGAGAUAACCGUGACUUUGACUGUCAGAUCGGUGACUGGUGGAUACAGCUUCGGUGAGAUUCUUCUGAAAGGUGAUAGAGGGCACAAGGUGAGGAUCCCAGUGGUAGCAAUGGGCUUCAGUAGCUAGUUGGUGCAAUGGUUUUGAGUUCUUUCGUCUUUAUCCUAAAGCUUGAUAUUAUUCUUUGUAGAUGAUCUAUCAAAACCUAAAUUGCUUUGGAAUUGUAUGCCUGGUGAGGCAAUGUAAAUCCUAUAAUGCCUGAGUCUUGCUAGUUUCUACCAUGCGCCAAGGUUGUAAUGAAGAGCUCAUAGUGGUCGUUGUAUAAUUUGCUUAGUAUAGUAUCAUUAAGAUCAAGUGCAUGUUUGUUACCUUAGAGAAUGCAGGUUUUACUCUAUUUCAUGAA